AUGUACGGACCCGUCUCACACCUCGCCAGCAUCGACGGAAUCAACGCGCACAAUAUUAAUCUUCAGAAAAGCGGCAUCACCGUCUACGAUCUCUACACAAUGUCAUGUUUCACUUGCUCGACAUCAUGCUACAAAGCUGCUAUCGCUACUCCCGCACCGGCUGGAAGUUUGUGCAAUGUCCAGGCUAAUGGGAUAGCGUUGGCUGGGUCCGGCUCGCUGGCUUCGUACACGGCUGGCAGUCCUUAUACUGUAAGUAUUGAAGAGUGCGCAGCUGUCUGCAUGCGUAUUGAAACAUGUACGAAUGUGUUGUUUGUAGUUGGGAAGAACUGUGAUUUGAAGUUCGGACCGCCGGCGUAUGUUCUCAAUCACAGUGGCGGUAAUGCAUUGUCGCUUUUUGAUAUGUCUUGUUUUACGUGUAUUUACUAG
Cadophora gregata is the source of this 426-nucleotide messenger RNA. RefSeq lists its product as uncharacterized. The record is from RefSeq and is a predicted model, not a curated record. NCBI's taxonomy places the organism in Eukaryota, Fungi, Ascomycota, Leotiomycetes, Helotiales, Ploettnerulaceae. Bases 1 to 426 code for a protein of 141 amino acids. The transcript has a single exon.